This is a messenger RNA of Penaeus chinensis, 2508 nucleotides long. RefSeq names its product MAP7 domain-containing protein 1-like. NCBI's taxonomy places the organism in Eukaryota, Metazoa, Arthropoda, Malacostraca, Decapoda, Penaeidae. The record is from RefSeq and is a predicted model, not a curated record. The transcript has 5 exons. Bases 99 to 2084 code for a protein of 661 amino acids.
CCAUGCCAUCAGCUCGUUCACGUGAAGGUCGGUAUAUAAAAGGGAGCCGCACACCUACCGUCCGCUCACUCUUCUUUACUCGUGCGAACUGAGCAGACAUGAGAGUCUUGACAUUGGUGUUGAGCCUGGCGGCGUGCGCGGCGGUGGCGCUCGCCCAGGAGGGGGCCGGUGAUGACUUAUACGAUUACUACUACGACGACCUGGUCGACGAGGGCGCCCCGGCGGAAGCGGCCGCCGACAAGGCUGCACCUAAGGACGGUGAGGUCGCGCCUGCGGCGGCCGAGGAGGCGCCCGUGGAGGAGCCCACCACCACGCCGGCGCCGCGGACGACGGCGGCCGCUCCCAAAAGCCGCCGCCGACUAGUCAACCUCGCCAGGAACGCGAGGAACCGCAACCGCACCCAAACCACGAAGCGGCCCCGCCCCCCGCCCUCCACCACCACGCCCUCCCCCGACGCCGCCAGCUCGGGCCCGCGCCGAGGAGGCUCCCGCCGCACCAGCUCGGCCGGCCGCGGAUCCGCAGCCACCGAAGUCGCCGAGGAACCCAGCGGCAACCGGUUCCGGCCCUCCCGCCGCGGCCCCUCGCGCUCCUCCGGCGCCGCUAGCACCACGCCCGAGCCCGAGGCCACCACCCACCGCUUCAGCCGCGGGCGUGCCUCCUCGCGCCGAGCGGGCGGCAGUAGGACCCGCCCCGAGGAGACCACCGAAGCGACCGAAGAGGCAAGCAACAGCAACUCCCGCCCAAGUGUCCCAAGAAGGAGAUCUCGCCCAAAGCUCCGUCUGAGGCCCAAGUUCAGACCUGGCCCCUUCACAACCGAACCUACAACCACAACCACAACUACGAGCACAAACACAACCUCUACUCCAGCUCCCGUUGUGGAAGUUGAAGAGCCUACAACCACAAGCCCAGUGACAGAAGAUAUUGAGACUACCCCAAUGGCUGUAGUUCCUCCCUCUCCUCCUCCCCCACCUCCUUCCACUGAGGAUGAGGUCAUGACAACUAUUGCUCCAUUACCAGUGAUCACUGAAGCCACGACAACAGCACCUCCCCCACCUUCCACUCCUGAAACCACAACUACUACCACAACUACAAGUACGACUACGACCACAACCACAACCACAACCACAACACCGCCUCCCCCACCCCCUCCCCCAGUCACAGAAGCCGAGGCCUCCUCCCCCAUCCCUGAGGAUUUAGCCGUCACUGAGAGCUUAAGGCAAACAAGGAGAGGGUCUUCAAGAUAUAAGGCACCACAGCCUCCUUCCCAUCCAAUUGUUGAAACCACCACAGCAUCAGGCGUUAACAUAUUUGCUCCACCUCUAUCAGAAUCGGGAGAGACAAGCAGUUCCCCUCACUCUGACUCUGCCAACAAUGCCUCUGUGGGAGGACCAAAUACUGAGACAACACAAAGACCUCUUACAGCAAUGGAAAUCUGGCAGCUGGCCUUUGAUAAGGAACUGGAAGCCAGGGCAAGAGAGGAAGAAGCUCGGGCAGAAGAGCUCAAGCGGAGAGAACUUGAACUCCAGGCUCGAGCAAGGGAAGAAGAGGCACGCGCAGAAGAACUGAAGCGCAGGGAGCUGGAGCUGCAGGCAAGAGAGAGAGAAGAGGUGGCAAGAGCUGAGGAGCUCAAGCAAAGGGAGUUAGAUCUCCAAGCCAGGACCGAGGAAGAGGUGGCACGUGAAGAGGAGCUCAAGCGGAGGGUGUUAGAGCUUCAGGCUCGAGCAAGAGAAGAGGAGCGUCGCGAAGAGGACCUGAAGCAGAGGAAAUUUGAACUCCACACCAGAGCUUUAGAAGAAGUGGCACGUGAAGAGGAAAUGAAGAGGAGGGAGCUUGAACUACUGGCCUUAGAAGAUGUGUCCCCACAUGAAGAAGUACUGAAGGAAACAGAACCUGAUAUCAGAGAAAGCUCACUUUUAGUCAGAUCAAGAAAUGGCAAGGUCUCCCUUGUGCACGAACCAGUGCAAACGACAGAAGAACCUAUAAAUGAAAAUGACCGUGUGCAGAGAGCAAGGAACAGGGCAAACAAUUUCAGAAGACGUGUCAGACCUGGAGGAAGAACUUAUGAUGAUAUUACUAGGCAAUAAAAAAAAUAUUUAAACACUGUCAAUACAUAUAUAAAUGAAUAAAUAAAUAAAUGCAUAUAUAUAUAUAUAUAUAUAUAUAUAUAUAUAAAUAUAUAUAUAUAUAUAUAUAUAUAUAUAUAUAUAUAUAUAUAUAUAUAUAUAUAAGAUAAGCUUAUUUAGUUUGCUUUUGUGCUUUGAUUUAGUAUGAGUGUGUAAAUAGUGUGUCUAUUUCCUUAUGUAUGUUCUGCUCUUUAUACAAAUGUCUGUUUCGUAUUUCACUUCUUGGGAUGUACUGAGAAUUAUUUAAUAUUUUCAAAUAAGUUUACAGGUUGCAACAUAUUUCUUUUCCUUUUGACAGGUUCUAGCAUUAAAGUUCCAAAGCUGUUUACUUGAUUUUAAAAAAUCUAAUGUUCAGCUCCUUUGGCAAUAAAUCCUAUUUUAAAUA